AUGCUUACUUUGGUUUUGUUCUUCUUGCUCCAGAACAUUUUACCUCAGGAGCCCGGUUUCAUUCAUCCCAGGUGCUUUUGGAGAAUGAAGCAGAAUGAAGAGACUGAUGGAGACACAUUGAGAUAUUAUACCUUUCUUAUUGGCCCAAGGAAUAGAACACAUGCUGUGGAGGAUUUGGAAGAUAAAUACCUAUUUUCAUACAUAAAAACAUUGCAAACACCAAAGAAAAACUAUCAGCUUGUAAUGGCCUUAAUUUUUUCCUUGGAUGAAGUCAACAGGGACCCUGAUCUUUCUCCAAAUAUGUCUUUGCAAUUUGAUAUUUUGCCAAGUGGGUGUAAGACUAUGCCACAAUUUCACAGUUGCCUUCGAUAUCAUAAUAUUCUCAAUGUUCAACAUACUGAUACUUUGUAUCAUAGUUUUCACUGUAAAGAAUGGAACAAAUGUAUAGUUAUGCUUUCAGGACCAAGCUGGGUAGUGUCUUCUAUGGAUGGAAAAACCUUGCACAGCCUCCUUCCUUAUCAGUUUUUUCAGCUCACCUACGGACCCUUUCAUCCUGUCCUGAGUGAUCGUGAACAAUUUCCUUUUCUGUACCAAAUGGCCAGUGAGGACACAUCUCUACCCCUGGCUAUGGUCUCCCUCAUACUCCAUUUCAGCUGGAACUGGAUUGGGCUGACCAUCUCAGACAAUGAUCAGGGUAUCCAGUUUCUCUCGUAUUUGAGAACAGAGAUGGAAAAAAAUACACUCUGCUUUGCCUUUGUUAACAUGAUUCCGCUCAACAUUCAUUUGUACAUGCCAAAAGCUGAAGUGUAUUAUAACCAAAUCUUGACGUCAUCCUCAAAUGUUGUUAUCAUUUAUGGUGACACAGACAGUACUCUAGCUGUCAGCUUUAGAACGUGGGUCUCCCGAGGAAUAAAGAAAAUCUGGGUCACCACCUCACAGUGGGAUGUCACUACAAGUAAAAGCGACUUCUCACCUGAAUUGUUCUCUGGGACUCUGGCAUUUGCACACCACCAUGCUGAGGUUUCUGGUUUUAAAAGUUUUAUCCAGACAGUGAACUCUCUCAAAUACUCAGAUGAAUACCUGGCAAGGCUGGAGUGGAUGAACUUUAACUGUGGAGUCUUGGCUUCUAUGUGGAAGACACUGAGGAACUGCUCAUCCAACAACUCAUUGGAAUGGCUGAUUGCACAGACAUUUGACAUGGCUUUUAGUGAUGGCAGCUAUGACAUAUACAAUGCUGUGUAUACCAUGGCCCAUGUCUACCAUGAGAGGUUUCUUCAGCAAACGGGCAAUCAGGAAGUACACCUGGGUAACUGCUUGAAGGUAAAGUCCUUACUUAGGAAGAUUCACUUCACUAAUCCAGUUGGGGACAGAGUGAAUAUGAACCGGAAAGAAAAACUGGAGCCAGAGUAUGACAUUUUCCAGAUUUGGAAUUUCCCAAAUGGUCUUGGACUUAAGGUGAAGAUAGGAAUGUUCAGCCCAUAUUUUCCACAUGGUCAACAGCUCCAUUUAUAUGAAGACAUUCUAGAGUGGGCCACAGGAAGUAGACAGAUGCCGCCCUCUGUGUGCAGUGCUGAUUGUGGUCCUGGAUUCAGAAAAUUCAGGCAGGAGGGAAUGGCAGCCUGCUGUUUUGCUUGCAGUCCCUGCCCAGAAAAUGAAGUUUCUAAUGAGACAAAAAGGAUAACGUCUUUAAUGGGAGCCAACAAACCCUGGCAUGCCAAGUUAAGGCAGGACCAAGCUCCUAACUUUUGUAUUGAUGCUGGACAAUCCAUCCCACCACAGGGAAUGUGUUCCAAAAGGCCAGUUCAUGUGCCACGAAUAGAUCCUGGUUCCACUGCUAGGAAUCCCAUAAACAGACCAGCCUACACAACUCUGGUAUCCUCCUCAAUUUCUUUUUUGAUCCCCUUAUGUUGU
Molecule: messenger RNA, 1911 nt
Organism: Myodes glareolus (Bank vole)
Lineage: Eukaryota; Metazoa; Chordata; Mammalia; Rodentia; Cricetidae
Source: RefSeq, a predicted model, not a curated record